Messenger RNA from Salvelinus namaycush (lake trout), 327 nucleotides. RefSeq names its product protein PXR1-like. NCBI's taxonomy places the organism in Eukaryota, Metazoa, Chordata, Actinopteri, Salmoniformes, Salmonidae. The record is from RefSeq and is a predicted model, not a curated record. Bases 1 to 327 code for a protein of 108 amino acids. The transcript is spliced from 4 exons.
AUGAAGGCCCCCCCAUCCACCAUGUUCUACAACAUCAUGAAGGGCCCACCCUCCAUCCACCAUGAGAGAAAAAGAAGAAAAAAGAAGGAAGAAGAAAAAAGAAAAAAAGAAAAGCGUAAAAAAGGGGGGAAGAAAAAAGAGGAAAAAAAGAAAAAAAAAAAAAAGAAGAAGGGCGGGAGGGAAGGAAAGAAGAAGAAGGAGAAAAAGAAAGGACAAGAAAGGAAAAAAAAGGAGAGGAAAGAAAGAAAGAAAAAAAAAAAAAGAGAAAGAAGGAAAAGCGAGACGAGAAGAUGGAAGAAAAUCGGAAAGCGAGAAAAGGAGAAAUGA